AUGUCGCCCCGUGCGCGUCACAUCUGCUACUUCCUGGACUAUGGCGCCCUGAGCCUCUACAGCCUGGGCUGCGCCUUCCCCUAUGCCGCCUACUCCAUGCCGGCCUCCUGGCUGCACGGACGCCUACACCAGCUUUUUGUGCCCGCCGCCGCAUUCAAUUCCUUCCUGUGCACCGGCCUCUCCUGUUACUCACGGUUCCCCGAGCUAGAAAGCCCUGGAUUCAGUAAGAUCCUGCGCACAACAGCCUUCGCUUAUCCUUUCCUGUUUGACAACCUACCGCUCUUCUACCGGCUUGGACUGUGCUGGGGCAGGGGCCACAACUGUGGGCAGGAGGCACUGAGCACCAGCCAUGGCUACCACCUUUUCUGCGCACUGCUCACUGGCUUCCUGUUCGCUUCCCACCUGCCUGAGCGGCUGGCACCAGGACGCUUUGACUACAUCGGUGAGAGCUGGCCCAGGAAGGGGCAAGGGGAUGGUUUCCCAGAGCACAGAGUGAACUGGGCCACAGCCACCAGCUAUUCCACAUCUGUGCAGUGCUGGGCACCCACUUCCAGCUGGAGGCAGUGCUGGCUGACAUGGGAUCGCGCCGAGCCUGGCUGGCCACACAGGAACCACCCCUGGGCCUGGCAGGCACGGUGGCCACACUGGGCCUGGCAGUGGCUGGGAACCUGCUCAUCAUUGCCACCUUCACUGCCUCCCUGCUUCGGGCCCCCGGUACAUGCCCCCUGCUGCAGGGUGACCCACCGGAAGGGAGUACCCAGGCCAAACAACAGUGAAUCCCCGUCCCUGACCCUACCCUAGAGUAGGCAGAGGCCAGGCCCUAGGGCUGGAGAGGAGCCCAGACCUGGGUCUGAUAAGGUGGGGGCACAUCUGAGCCUGGAACCAUGAGUGACUGAGGAGAGAGGGUAGAGGAGAGAGGGAGAGGAAGGGUGGUCGGGGGGACUGGCACAGAGUGAGAGGGACUGUGAGGGGGCUCUUAAUGGGAGUGGGGGAAGUGCUGAGGGUCUGAGAGGGCAGAUGUGUGUGUGUCCAGGCUGCAGCUGCCCACAUGCCCUGUCAAAGUCUGGGGUGGAGAGGUGUCAGAACCCUUUCAUCUGGACCCAUUUCUGGUGCUCCUGAAAGUCUCUGCUCAGCCCAGGGAAGAACUAACACUACUAACCUAGGCCUACCCUGAAUGCCUGUUAACCAGGCCAGGAGGAGGCCACACACUUGCCCCCAUAUCUGCAAACCAGGCAGCACUGUUUGCCAGCAGCUAUUUGCCUGUAGAGAUGAAUCUGUCUGUCCUGGUCACAUCUGUGUAUGCAAGGUGUCCAGGCCUUUGGGGGCUGGGUCUAUCUGGGUGUGUCAUGGAUGGUACAGUGGAUGAGAUGGGGUAGAGGGGAUGUUGGGCUAGAGGAGGAAACCCUAGUUAGACUUUAGAAAGCCAGCUUCAAUGCUUUCUAGAAUAAGGCAGGUACAAGUAAAUAAACACUAGACUUUGGGAAGCACUUUCUGGGACUGAAGAAGGUAAUACCCCCCUCCCACACUCUACAGACUGGACAAACUCAUAGACCCACCAAUUCCUCUUGAGUUUAUUUUGGA
Cynocephalus volans (Philippine flying lemur) is the source of this 1581-nucleotide messenger RNA. It is a transcript of the gene PAQR6, whose product is annotated as progestin and adipoQ receptor family member 6. Gene Ontology annotation, cellular component: membrane. Gene Ontology annotation, molecular function: signaling receptor activity. The record is from RefSeq and is a predicted model, not a curated record. Lineage: Eukaryota; Metazoa; Chordata; Mammalia; Dermoptera; Cynocephalidae.